Messenger RNA from Spodoptera exigua (beet armyworm), 2289 nucleotides. NCBI's taxonomy places the organism in Eukaryota, Metazoa, Arthropoda, Insecta, Lepidoptera, Noctuidae. The record is from the annotation of a GenBank genome assembly.
UUUCAUUUCAAAUCAAAUGAUAUUGACAAUCGAAAAAUCGUCAUCAAAGACAUAGUGGUUGGUAGACACACUAACGUACUGUAUAAGGUUGUACGUAGUACUGUUUCUGUAUGCAAAGAUAGGUUCUGUUAAGUAUAAUAUGUACCUCUUACCCUUUAGGUACUUACCCAACGCUGUUUUUUUAGUAAUACCUGUUCUUUUCUCUUUUUACUAAUCCAUGAUUUGCUGACUUGUAAAGGUGUAUUAAUAUUAUAGGGUACAAGAUAAGAUCUUGUCUGAUGAAGAAGAGCUGAUUUUAAAAUCUAAGUUGACCACCAAAACAUGAAACUUACAUCAGAUGUUCUUAGAAAAGAAAGAAUUGACAGUUAGGUACAAGAACCCCUUGAACAAACGAAUCUGUAGUAGACAAGGAGAUUGCAGGUUGCAGUCAAAAUAUUCCAAGAAGUCCCAAAAGCAUUAGAGAAUUAAAGAAAUUAUAUGAAAUUGAUGCCAACUUAAGAAAAUUAAAUGAUAAAGAAAAUAUAAGUGAUUCAAAUAUGAAAGAGUCAUCAAUAAAUCAAUCUGAGAGUUUUGAAGAGUGGCUUGAGAAGUUAAAUGCUAAACACAAAGCUUUCAUGGAAAAUGCACGAAAAUCUAUCAAUGAAAUGCUUGAGAAGUAUGAUUCUCGACCAAAAAUAGGUGCUGACAAAGAAACUCCCAGCUACAGAUGCAGUUCCUAUGAAGAUUCAUGUUUAGAAUUCGGUGGCAAAUUUAAUAAAACAGAGUCAACAUCCAAUAGAAUGACUGUUGAUCCACAUCCAGGACAGAUGGCUGGCAACACUUUUAACAAAAAUAAUGAAGAAGUAUUAAAAUCACAUAAAGAACCAUGCAAAGAUUGGCAUAUUGCACAUAAACUUAUUUCUGAAAAGUCAAGUGCAAUUGAUUCAAAUGAAAAUGUUGUAUUGCAACUGAAAAAUAAAGAAAAACCUACUAGCUUCAACCAUCCAAGCUGUUCAGAAAGUCAGUUCAAAUUUGACUCCAAGUACAAAAAGAUACAAAAAUCUAAAGAAAAUCAUGCACCACAAAAGUCUACAAUUGCCACCAAAGAGAACAAUGAAAGAAAAAACCCAAAAAAAUCUAUAAUCAAAUCAAUUGAAUUGAAGCAUGAGCUGACCAUACCAAACAAUGGUAAAGAAAAUCAAAGACUUGCAGGCCUUCCAGAUUUAACUCCAGAACAAGAGAAUUUAGUAGACACAGCACUUAAGUCAACACCUGCAGACAAAGUACUUAUAGGGAAAUAUAAAAUUAAUAUAUUCAAGGAAGAUUUGGAAACUCUAUCAAGAGAUAAGUGGUUGAAUGAUAAAAUAAUAAAUUUCUACAUGAACCUCAUAAUGCAGAGGAGUAAAGAACGCAAGGACUUGCCGAAGCUCUAUGCUACCAAUACAUUUUUCUAUCAUAAGCUCAAAUGUAGUGGAUAUAAUGGAGUAAAAAGUUGGACGAAAGAGGUAGAUAUAUUUGCGUACGACGUCAUCGUGGUUCCAGUUUAUUUGGGAAACCACUGGUGUGUCAGCUUCAUAAAUUUCCGAAAACGCAAAAUUGAAUAUCUCGACAGUCGUGUGCAAAAAAACGACUCGCACACCUGUCUUGAUGCACUGUUGCAGUAUCUAAAGAAUGAACAUCAAGAUAGGAAGGGGGUGCCUUUCGACGAUAAUGGCUGGGAGACGAAAGUCCGUGAAGAUAUUCCGCAGCAAAGGAAUAACUAUGACUGCGGCAUUUUUAUGUGCACUUUCGUGGAGUUCUCGUCCCGUAAUGCAGCCUACACGUUCACGCAGGCACACAUGCCCUACCUGCGCCGCAAGGCCGCGCUGGAGAUAAUCACUGGAAAACUGCUACUCUAGUGAUCUUAAAAAUAAUUUACAUAUAAUUUAUUAUAAAGAAUUAAUUUUACUAGGUAUUGGUUACAAUGGAUACUUAAUCUGAUGAUAAGUUUCUAAAGAAUGUACAUGUCCUCAAUAAUAUGCAAUUGAUAUUAUUUAUUUAUUCAACAACUCAUUAAGAGGAGAUAAGGUAUAUCUCCUCUACAGAUUGUAAGAUAUGAAUAUGUGUGAUGAGAUUGUAUCACAUUAGAUUUCUAUUUAAGUGUAAAAGGUUUACUGCCUCAAAAAUUUUCAAAUUUUGGCUAGGCAAACAUUUGUGCUGCAGAAUUGAUUCUGCAUGAAGCAAUUCUUUGUUUCAUAAAUUAUUAUUGCUGUGGUGCAGAAAGAGUGAUGAUAUGUGAUAUAAACUUUUGUAUGUUUAUAUAAAAUGGAC